AGGAUCCUGGGCUGCAGCAAAAAGGUGCUUAACCCAUGGGAGAGGGGCCACCUUGCUGAUCCCAGAGAGAACCUAGAGUCCUCGAGGCGAUUCUAGCGUACAUUAGAGAAGCCUGAAGGCCAGUGUAAAGUGUGGCUGCUACUAUCCCUAACGGUCAUUGGUCCUUUAAGAUUGCUGGGCUUUAGAAAUAACAGGCCAUGGUCCAUUUGUGCUUGUGCCAGUGUGUGGAAGGCAGUGUUGGAUAUUUUGUUAUGCCUUAAUGCCACAUGAGGGACCCUCUGUUAGCUAGAAUGUGGCUUCACUCGGGGACACAAAUGAAUUGGGUGCAACUGAUUAACUGGUGUCAGGGUCUUCUUGCCAGGUUGCAAGCUACUUCUUUCUCAGUCAGAACUUCAUCAGCAACAAUUUCCUCAGCUGAAAAAGUUCCACGUUCUUUGUGGAAACUUGGCCGUCUCAAUCAUGUAGCAAUUGCAGUCCCUGAUUUAGAAAAGGCCCGAUCUUUGUACAAAGAUGUGUUAGGAGCCCAGGUGAGUGAGACAGUUCCUCUUCCUGAACACGGUGUCUACACUGCUUUUGUGGAGCUGGGAAAUACGAAGCUGGAACUGCUGCACCCUCUUGGAAAGAGAAGUCCAAUUGCAGGCUUUCUGCAGAAAAACAAGGCUGGAGGAAUGCAUCAUGUCUGCAUUGAGGUGGAUGAUAUAACAGCAGCAGUGGCGGAACUGAAGAAAACAAAGAUCCGAAUAUUGAGUGAAGAGCCUAAAAUAGGUGCACAUGGCAAACCAGUGAUUUUUCUUCACCCUCAGGAUUGCCAUGGAGUACUUGUGGAACUUGAACAAGCAUGAGCUGUGUUACUAAUAGCUGAAACUAUGAAUUAAUUGCGAACCUCAUUAGAUGGUGUCAGGAAUUGUAAUAUGCCUUUCAAUGAUAAGUCACUGUACAGAAUCUUUUUUUGUUGAUUAGGUAUCUCAGCUCUUGACUACUGAA
This is a messenger RNA of Gavialis gangeticus (Gharial), 984 nucleotides long. It is a transcript of the gene MCEE, whose product is annotated as methylmalonyl-CoA epimerase. The transcript has 3 exons. Gene Ontology annotation, biological process: L-methylmalonyl-CoA metabolic process. The record is from RefSeq and is a predicted model, not a curated record. Gene Ontology annotation, cellular component: mitochondrion. Gene Ontology annotation, molecular function: methylmalonyl-CoA epimerase activity. NCBI's taxonomy places the organism in Eukaryota, Metazoa, Chordata, Crocodylia, Gavialidae. Bases 267 to 842 code for a protein of 191 amino acids.